GCUCUUAUUAAACCGGCUCUGGUCCUCAUACACGCCGCAUGGCGGAGAAAGGAGUUUGUUUUUACUCCAUUAAUCUGUUUUGAGGUCUAAAGUCUGUCUGCUUUAACGUCUACAAGUAUGAGCUGUGUGUGAUAGGCGUAUAAGGGCUCGCGCUUACUGAAUAUGACUGGGAUCGUCGCGGUUUGACACUGUGUGUGUGUUUAAGGCGAACGGGACAUUUUAACUCGUGUAACGUUGCAAGGCAUCCAGACGAUAAUGGAUAGUGAUGAUUUGGCAGACAGUGUUCUUAUUAACCUGGAUGUUGAGGGUCUUACUCCUGAGACCCUCAAGCAGGAGAGGUACGAGUUUUCAACAACUCGAAAGUGCUGCUCCUACAUAAAGAAGAGGACAUUUGCAACAUUUGUGGCAUCCAAAAAGGUCCUGACCACCUCGGAUGCCUCACCACUUUGGCAGUGCUGUGAAGAGACAUUUUCGGACCCUUGCUCCAUCCACAAACAUGUCUCGAACCUCCAUGCUGAUGAGAUCGAGCAGCUCACCACUGCGGCACUGGAUCUAAUGCUCAGCCAAAGCGAGGGUGAAAAAGACGAGAAUGAGAGUCAGUUAAAGGACACGUCCUCUUGGAUACCUGAGACGAGCCAUGUUUCAGAGGAGAAGCUCAGCAAAGGCCCAGGUGAAGUCCUCCUGUAUUACUGCUAUUGCCAGAUACAAGACCCUAAACUCAUUUGUGCUUGGCAGAGUGAGCUGUGUUCAAAGCUUUGUCUCACUGGCAAGGUACGUGUGGCCACUGAGGGCAUUAAUGGAACAGUUGGUGGCACCAAAACAGGCACAAGCCUUUACAUCAAGGCAAUGCUGUCACAUCCAAUUUUCAAAGUAAUGCUAGUGGAGGAUUUUAAAAUUAGUGAAGGCAGUGCAGAGUGCUUUCAUGAACUUAAGGUAGGAGUCUAUAAAGAAAUUGUCCCGAUGGGUGUGGACCCAGAUAUCAUCUCCUACAGAUUAGCAGGAACACAUUUGGAACCCGAGGAAUUUCACAAACAAGUGCAGUCUCUGCUUGAAGAUGGUUCCUCAAAGAUUGACACAAUACUGCUGGACUGCAGAAACUUCUACGAGAGUAAAAUUGGCCAAUUUAGAAACUGUUUGGCGCCAGACAUCCGCAAAUUCAGCUACUUUCCUGCCUAUGUGGACAAGAACCUGGACCUUUUCCGCAACAAAAAGGUUCUUAUGUAUUGCACCGGGGGUAUACGAUGUGAACGAGGGUCUGCCUAUCUUCGUUCAAAAAAUGUCUGUAAGGAAGUGUAUCAGCUGAAGGGUGGCAUCCACAAGUAUCUGGAGCAGUUCCCGGAGGGCUUCUACCGCGGCAAACUCUUUGUGUUUGAUGAACGUUAUGCAAUCUCAUUCAACAACGACAUCAUCUCGGACUGUAGGUACUGUGGAGCCCCUUGGGACCAGUAUCAGCUUUGCUCUACAGACUUCUGCUGCCAGCUGGUCUUAUCCUGCCCCUCUUGCAGGGAGAAGGGCCAUACAGCCUGCUGCCUUGUGUGCCAAGCCAAAGAGCAGAUGACCAGUUACAGCCUCUCACACAAAGAGGAGUGUGAGUGUACUGACUCCCGGCCCAGGAUCCCUAAUGACACUUUAUGAUGGGCAUCUGUCGAGGCCUCCUGAUGUCCAAAAGGCAGCUUGUACGAAGAAUGCAUGGUUUUAAAAGAACAAUCUGUAUUUCUUGAAGGACGAAGUUUCAUAGAUCAGAUUUUACUGCAAAAUCCAAAUCAAGUUCCAAAGUCUGUCGUGUUAGAAAAACAGACUCAAAACUGUGUUCUGUCUAUCCGGUUUACCAUGGACUAAACUGCAAUACAUUUUCAUCUCCAAAUCUUUAUUUAUAGGCACUCGGGUACAUAAAUACAAAUGUAAGGACAAGGAAACGCAUCACACAAUCACAAUGUAAAUGUAUCAUUCAGUGUACAAGACAAAAGCCUCAACUACCAUUUGCUCAUUACUUCCUUCACAAGAUGACCACAUAUCUGUACGUCAGUGUGUCUUACAUAUGUAAGCAAUAAGGUUUCAUUAUUACAGUCAGAACUAUACAUAAGGCCUCAGGAAUGAGAAAUGUUCCCUUUGUGAGAAAAUUAAGAUUUUAGCUUUUUGGCAUUGUACAAGCGUCUGUAAAGAGAAAUAAAAACAUGGUCAAUACAUGUUUAUUAACCAAA
Pygocentrus nattereri (red-bellied piranha) is the source of this 2201-nucleotide messenger RNA. Its product is annotated as thiosulfate sulfurtransferase/rhodanese-like domain-containing protein 2. The record is from RefSeq and is a predicted model, not a curated record. NCBI's taxonomy places the organism in Eukaryota, Metazoa, Chordata, Actinopteri, Characiformes, Serrasalmidae. Bases 256 to 1635 code for a protein of 459 amino acids. The transcript is spliced from 9 exons.